This is a messenger RNA of Perkinsus marinus ATCC 50983, 1101 nucleotides long. RefSeq lists its product as hypothetical. The transcript is spliced from 9 exons. Bases 1 to 1101 code for a protein of 366 amino acids. NCBI's taxonomy places the organism in Eukaryota, Perkinsozoa, Perkinsida, Perkinsidae. The record is from RefSeq and is a predicted model, not a curated record.
AUGCCGACUUUAAGAGAAGAAGGCAUAUCACUACGGAAAUACGUCAUUCAACCAUUGGCUCGAGUACCGCUACGCAUCAAGAGAAUCUUAGGGCGCCAGGAUAAUACAGGUGUCGAUCGUAUAGCUCAGCAACCACAUCGGACGCUAGCAUCGAGAGCUAACGCAACACCUAGCACUGUGGCUUUGUCGUCUGUCAAUCGGCAGCCCUUGCCUAUGGUAAACGUGGAUGAUUGGACGCUCGUGGUGUGGAUCGGCUUCUGCAUCCUCAUCGUGGGUUUGGCUGGCCUCACCAUGCAGGUUCGUCAACAUGGCUUGCUCGAGUACCUACCACCGCGCAUCCAAAGACUACUUCUGCACACGAGCGUCUUUGACAUUUUCUUCGACCAAAACACCAUCGCUCGGCUCUCCAGGUUGUGGUCUCGGCUGUUCCUCCUGGCUGGCUUCAAGGGGCUCUCCGAAAAGACCACCCGUCAAAUUCUCGAGCAAAUGGACGAUGGUUUCGUCGAGCAAAUGCUACAACCUGGUUUGGCCCAUCAUCUGCCCUUGGUAGUUCAAAGGCACCUCUUGCCCAACCCAGUGGAGAACAUUCGAGAUCGGUUGCCAGUACCACGUUGGUUAUCAACGACUCAGCAGCGGAACGGCGAAGCUUCCACUGGACAGAUGGUGUUGAAGGUCGGGACGAGUCGUGAACUCCCGACAGCAUUCACAGGACUUCCGAGUGUUCGCAUCGAUCGCAGGACUGCGGCGGCCAUUAUCCAGUAUAAGAAGGCCCAUCCAGUGAUAAGACCGGAUAUGCCGCCUCCGAUCAGCCAUGCUAUGUGGAUGGUAGCUGCCCCGUCGACUUCUGUUGUGGCUGGUAUCAGCACGCUGGGACUGUCGAUAUUCGCGUUUAGGAAAGGAAAAUACCGAACAGCUGGCACUAUGCUGACGGCUGGUGUGUGUCUAGCCACAGCGAUCUACAAUCAUGGCAUCCAGAUUAAGCGCAGUACUUUACGGUAUGCUAUGGAGAACAAGCGGGAGGAUUGGGCAUCGGUAUACAAAGGCAACAUCAUGACGGCACACUAUGUGGCUAUUCGGCUUGUUGCCAAGUAUCGCUGGUAG